This is a messenger RNA of Capsicum annuum, 631 nucleotides long. RefSeq names its product aquaporin TIP1-3-like. The annotation marks the transcript as partial. Gene Ontology annotation, molecular function: water channel activity. The transcript is spliced from 2 exons. The record is from RefSeq and is a predicted model, not a curated record. Lineage: Eukaryota; Viridiplantae; Streptophyta; Magnoliopsida; Solanales; Solanaceae. Gene Ontology annotation, biological process: transmembrane transport; water transport. Gene Ontology annotation, cellular component: membrane.
CCAGUACUUUGACGAGCGAUGGAACAAGCACUCCAGGUGGCGGGUUUAUCACCAUAGUGAUUUUCCAUGCAUUUUCUCUUUUCGUGGCGAUUUCAAUGUCAGCAAAUAUAUCUGGAGGUCAUGUAAACCUUGCUAUUACGUUUGGUGCUUUUCUGGGAGGUCACAUUUCCUUGUAUAAAAGUAUUUUGUAUUGGACCGCUCAAUUUCUUGGAUCCGUCACUGCUCUCUUCCUCCUCAAGGUUGCUACAGACGCAUCAUCAUAUGCUCUUAGAGGUGGGGAAACUCCAUGGAAUGCAGUUAUUUUCAUGAUCGUUAUGACCUUUCAACUUGUUUACACAUUUUAUGCAACUACAAUUGACCCCAAAAUAGGUGACAUGGAAUGCAUUGCCCCAAUUUCAAUUGGUUUCGUAGUUGCUGCAAACAACUUGGGUGGUGGACUUCUUUAUGGUGCAGCAAUAAACCCUGCUAUGGCCUUUGGUCAAGCAGUCGAUAGUUGGAAAUGGAAUAGUCACUGGAUUUAUUGGCUCGGUCCAUUCGUGGGUGCUGCUAUUGCUGCUUUGGUCUAUGAAACCAUCUUCAUUGAUUCUCAGAACGCUCACGAGCAAGUCCCUGCAAAAAGAGUUGAAAAAGA